AUGGAGUGGGCGUUUCUGUACAGUGUUGUUAUCAAUCGUUCUAUGUUCUGUGCUAAUUAUUUGAUUGGUCACAUGUUGCCAGGUCAGUACAGCACAGUAACUAGUCUAGAGAAGGAGUUUUGGACAUGGAGAAUGGCUGAUUCACCAAAUUACGCCACGUAUCUCGGUUAUCACGACUACAACGAUAGACUACGAUCAUUUAACAUGUCGAUUUUUGACAAAAGGAAGAAUGACAUUGAGGCGUUCAAUGCUAGAUUACAAGCGGUAUCAACCACGAGCUUCACUCCAAUACAAAAAGCGGAUUAUGAUAUUCUGGCGGACACUUUUGCGUCGUACCUAGAAGGACACAAAUGGGCACUAUACAGUGCUAUCAAUCCUAUGAAUUUCCUAGGAGGAAUUCAGCUGUACUAUCCUUUAUCUAUGGCGUCCACCAGCACGAGAGGCGACUUCGAGAAUUACAUCGUAAGGUUAAAGGGAAUCCCCAAUCUAAUCCAAGAUGUAAUGGACACCUUUAAUAAAGCCAUUGAACUGAACCGGACGCUCAACCGAUUGUCCAUUGAACCAGUUCCGGGUCAGAUCGAACAACUUCUCGUCAACGACACAGAGGAUUCUUACUUCUAUCGUCACUUCAAAGAUAAACUUAAUGCUACCGAGUACAUUUCAGAAACAGAUAAGCAGGACCUACGAGCGAGGGGAGCUUCGGCUGUCCAGGCAGUUAAUCAGGCAUAUGCAGAUUUAAAGGAUUAUAUACAAAAUGUCUACAUGCUGAACACUAGACCCGGAAUAGGAGUCAACACUCUAGCGAAUGGAACCGAUUUCUACAGAGCAUGUCUAAAGUGGCAUCUGUCAGUUGACAUGUCACCCGAGGAAGUCCACACUCUUGGUCUGCAGGAGGUUGACAGGAUCUAUAAAAAUAUGCAAACAGUGAUGACAAGACAAAAUUUCGACGGGACUGUAAAGGAAUAUUUUGCAGCCCUGAAUAACGACUCAAGAUUUGUAUGGGAUGAUGCGGACCGAAUCCUUGCAGAAUAUGAAAACAUCAUCCACGACAGAAUAAAACCGAAACUGCCAUUAUUUUUCAAGAAUAUCCCGGACAUACCUAUUGUGGUGGUGAAGCUGUCGUAUGACGGCCCAGCAGGAGGUUACGGGUCUGCCACAGAGGAAUACCCAGGAGUCUUUUAUGUCAACCUAUUCCGACCAAAGGAAAACCCUACUUACGAAUUUAUGAACCUAGCUUUACAUGAAGCCAGCCCUGGACACCAUCUCCAGCACAUCUAUGGCAUGAGAGCUGACUUGCCAGAUUAUCGACGACAACCAGAACUUUCCUUUUUUGACGUUCCUUUCUAUUUCCCUUUCUAUACUGCUUACGUUGAGGGAUGGGCGUUGUAUGCCGAGUACCUCGGUGUGGAAAUGGGACUUUAUAAGGAUGACUAUGAACUGAUGGGUCGAUACAGCGCGGAAAUGCUUCGAGCCUGUCGUCUGGUUGUCGAUACUGGUCUACAUCACUUCAAUUGGGAGCAGCAAAGAGCUGUUGAAUACAUGUUGAACUACACCUCCUUUUCACGCGAAGCUAUAACUAUAGAGGUUAACCGGUACAUAACCUGGCCGGGACAGGCAUGUGCUUACAAGAUCGGAGAAAUUCGUAUAAGAGAGCUCAGAAGGAAAGCAGAAUCUGAACUGGGUUCAUUGUUUGAUAUCCGCGACUUCCAUUCCGUCGUUCUGACAAAUGGUGCUAUGCCACUGAGUGUACUGGACGACACCGUUAAUGACUGGAUCACGACAAUAAAGAACAAUCCAAAACCAGUAUCAGCCGCCACCACCAUGCAACAAAGGGGGAUAAUCCACACUUUUGGUUUACUAAUCUGUGUUCUAUUACGAAAUGUAUUUGUAUAAUUACAUGGUAAAGUUCAUCAAAAAAUGCCAUCUGUUUCAUAUCGAUCAGAAUAUAAAGUUGUCAAGGUGUCAAUAUUUCACUCCUAAAAUAUCCUUGAUAAGUUUGAUAUAUCGAUUAAGUCCAACAAAAGUAUCAUUCAAAACAAG
Molecule: messenger RNA, 2040 nt
Organism: Mizuhopecten yessoensis (Yesso scallop)
Lineage: Eukaryota; Metazoa; Mollusca; Bivalvia; Pectinida; Pectinidae
Exons: 17
Coding region: 1-1893 (630 amino acids)
Source: RefSeq, a predicted model, not a curated record